This is a messenger RNA of Ceutorhynchus assimilis (cabbage seed weevil), 2119 nucleotides long. Lineage: Eukaryota; Metazoa; Arthropoda; Insecta; Coleoptera; Curculionidae. The record is from the annotation of a GenBank genome assembly.
CAUGUAUGUACGUCAUAUCUUAUCAGUAGCUACGUUUGUCGAUGUCGAUAAAAAAAUCGCCCAGAUCAUGAAACACACUCCUAGUGUGUUGUUUAGUGUUCUGUGAUUGUGCUAGGGAUAUACAAAUCUCUAAUACUCUAUACUCUUCUACAAAUUUGUUUAUUGUGGCUUAGUGAGAAAUACGAUUAAGCGAUGAAAAUUGUAGUAAGGACACCACACCAUGAGUCGGAAUUGCAAGCCGUUCCCAAAACUUCCACAAGAGAAGUUUUUCAGACUAUGUGCAAGUCUCUGGGAAUACAGGAAACUUGGUGGUUUGGAUUGAUGUACAAAGGGCCUGAUAAUGAAGACGUCUGGAUCGACAAGUCCAAAAAGUCUCUCAAAGAUCUCCAAAAAAAUCUGGCCUUUAACUUCGCCGUCAAGUUCUAUCCAGAAGAUGUUUCCGAAGAAUUAAUAGAAAACAUCACAAUCGAAUACUUUUUCCUGCAAGUUAAAACCAUGAUCCUGAAGGACGAAAUCUAUUGUCCUGCAGACACUAGCGUACUUUUGGCUUCUUACGCUUUGCAGGCCAAGGUGGGAGAUUACCAGAAAGAUCAAAUUAAUGAGGACGUUUUCAAAAAGCAAAAGUUGCUGUCAGAAAGGGUGGUCAACCAGCAUAAACUACAAGCGUCGGAAUGGGAAUCGAAUAUAACAAACAUGUGGGAAAAACAUCGUGGUCUGGAUAAAGAUGACGCCAUGUUGGAGUAUCUCAAACUAGUCCAAAACUUAGAAAUGUACGGUGUUUGCUAUUUCAAUAUCAAAAAUGCCAAAGGUACUGAGUUGCUUCUAGGAGUGACGGCUUUGGGUUUGAAUAUUUAUAAAGUUGAUGACAGGCUGAACCCAACAAUUUCCUUUCCUUGGUCGGAAAUCAAAAACCUCAAAUACAAAGGUACCAAGUUUGUUAUCAGACCCAAUGAUAAAUCUGCUAAAAAUUUUAUUAUCCUAACAACCAAUGAAAAAGUUAGUAAGCAAAUUCUAAACUUGGGUAUUGGAAAUCAUGAACUCUAUGUGAAGAGAAGGAAACCUGAUAGUGCCGAGGUAGCCAAGAUGAAGGAGAAAGCCAAUGAAGUACGAAAAACCAAGUUGAUUAUAAGGCAAAAGUAUAAUUCAGAACGGCUUGCUAGAGAGGAAGCAGAAAAACGAGAAACUAUGUACAAACAACAGUUGGAAGAUAUGAGGAUUGAAAUCGAUAGAAAACAGGCCAGCCUGUUAGAAGCUGAAAGAACGAUAAGGAGGCUACAAGAGCAACUUGACGAUCUUAAGAGAUCCAAAGAAGAACUUGAAGAUCAACGUACGGAAUUACAACAAAUGAUGGAAAGGCUUGAACAAAACAAAUACAUGGAAGCCGAAGAGAAACUAAAACUCGAGGAAGAAAUUCGUGCUAAACACAAUGAAGUUCAAAGAAUCCAAAUGGAAGUAGCUAGAAAGGACGAAGAAACUAGACGUCUACAGGAUGAAGUUGAAGAAGCUCGUAGAAAGGAGGAAGAAGUUCGUUUGAAGCAAGAGGAAGAAGAUAGGAGGCGUGAAGAAGAGCAACGUCAAAGAGAAUUGGAAGAAGCUAAUAGGACUGAGAAAGAACUUGAAUCGAUAUCUGAUGCUGACAAUACUUUGCCGGAAGUAAAGGAGGUCAAUGAUCAACUUAAAGAACAGUUGAAGAAUCUUCAAGACCAAUUGAACGAAACCAGAACCAACGAAGAAAGUGAAUUGGAUAGAAUUCACAGAAUUAAUUUAUUGGAAGGAAGAGACAAAUAUAAGACAUUAAGAGAUAUUCGUAAGGGCAAUACUAGCCGGAGAGUGGAAAUGUUUGAAAACAUGUAAAGUUUGCGAAUUUCCUAUUGAAAAAUCUCUGGAUUAUUCUAACGUCCAAAAGUAUUAUCGAUGCUUAGUCAUUCCUUUAACCAAUUUAUUUUGAGUAUCGUCUUGCUCCUAAAACUUAGUACAUUGUACGAUUUUAUAGAUAUUUUUUACAAUGUUUUGUAAAUCUUUUACAUUACCUACCUAUACCUAUAACGUUGAACUGUUAAUAAUUUAUUGAAUAUGUUAUUAUGAAGAUAAAUACAUUUAUUAAAGUAAUUACAAGAUU